AUGAGAACUUCAAAGAGCCUCCCAUUGCUGGUUUCAGCUCUCCUGGGAUCAGUAGCACAUUCUGCCAACAUCUCACUCCCUGAAGCUCUUGCAGAAAGCUAUGCUCCGAUCCGAGUCGAAUGCCCAUCAGAUAUCCAAUGGGUCCGCCCAGCAACUGGUCUCGAUCCAGCCGAAGCAGAAUGGGUACACAACCGCAAACGUGUCGUUCUCGAUGCCCUCGAAAAAUACCUUCAUCGACUGGAGCUUGAAGAUUUCGAUGUUUACGAGUACGCCUAUCGACUUUGUAAUUCCAACUUGACUCACGUUCCAGUCCUCGGAAUGAUAGUUAGUGGUGGCGGUUAUAGAUCUGGAUACACGGGCACAGGUGGCAUGAGAGCACUAGAUGACAGACUCCCCGAAGCUGUUGAACAACGUACUGGAGGCUUGCUUCAAAGUUUGACCUAUCUCGGAGGACAAUCUGGUGGCUCUUGGCCUGUCGCUUCCUUUUCAACGCACGACUUUCCCACCGCGGAUAAGCUCGUUCAAGAAUGGGUUGCAGCAAAUGCCAAACUUGGUGCCGUACCCGAAAACUCGACGACUGGCGGAUCACUAACAUCGAUCUUCGGCGAUGUUGCAGCAAAGUACGAAGCAGGAUUCCCGGUGACGGUCUCGGACUUUUUAGGCCGUGAUUUUUCAUACGAGUUUCUCCCUGGGCCGAAUGGUGGCCUUGGUCUCACUUGGUCCAGUCUCAGGAAUCAGAGUAAGUUCUUGAGUCACGAGAUGCCAAUGCCCAUGUUGCAAACCACAUCUCUCGAGGCGAACGAUGUGGUGUACCCACAAUACCUUGGCCUGCAAGUGCCGAACCUCAACAAUCCUGCAUAUGAGAUCACUCCUUUCGAAAUGGGAUCUUGGGAUAGCAGUGUCAGUGCUUUCACUCCGAUGGAAUGGACCGGUACCAGUCUCUUGAAUGGGAUGCCUGUCAAUACAAGUUCGUGUGUCCAAGGCUGGGACAGAAUAAGUUUCAUGAUGGGUACUGCCGCUGCCGCAUUCAACUUCUGGUAUAUUGAAGACGCUACAAACGGAACUGUAGCACCAUUUCCAAAACGAUCAAUAGACACAACGAUGCAAGGUCUGGAGAAGCGUUACGAGGGCCAAUCGCUAUUUCCAGAAAGUGAAAUUCAAACACUGAUCGAGGUCUACAAAUCUGACUUUAAUCUCUCGAUGCCAGAGAUUGCAUACUCGAUUUGGCCAAAUCCUUUUCAAGUUAAUACAACGAACAACACAACUUCUGUAUCAGACUCCGUCGGAUCUUUAGCGGAACUCACUUUCGUCGAUAGCACCGAAACUGGAUCCUCUUUGCCUAUAGCAGGAAUGAUUCAGCCUGCACGCAACGUCUCAUUCAUCAUCGCUUGGGACGACGACGCUGAUUCCAUUCCAUACGCAUGGGACAAUGGAACCAAUUUGUACAAUGCCUACACUAUUGCUAAUGCAUCAGGACUUCCGUUCCCGAUCAUUCCACCUGUAGCAACCAUCAUGAAUCGUAACUACUCAUUGAAACCAACUCUCUUCGGCUGCGACGCAAACCUGACUACCACGAAGUCUACCGCAUCACCCAUUGUCCUGUACAUGACGACGGCACCUUACUCUGCAUACACGAACUACACCUGGAUAACAGGGAACUUCUCACUCACCCAAUUUAAUGAGAUUUUCGUCAAUAGCUUCAACCAAAUCACUCAAGGCAAUGGAACUCUCGAUUCAGAAUGGACGACUUGUCUAGGCUGUGCAGUCAUUGACCGCAGUUUGAGCGCACUUGGGAUGCCCAGAACCAGGCAAUGCGAGAAGUGUAUGGACAAGUAUUGCUGGGACGGAACCGUGGAUGAUGUUGAACCAGAGAUUAUGGAUCCGCCCCUGAUGUUAUACCCAAACAUCAGUUUUGCGGAGUGGAAUGCGACAAGUGCUAUAUACAGCGAGUAAAGGUGUUGACAGUAGACCAUAAUGGUAGUUGAAUUGGCAGCUCCAAUUUCCCGUAUGAUAAAACCUCUAUAAUAUCUUGUUGUAAUCAUACGGCAUGG
This is a messenger RNA of Mollisia scopiformis, 2051 nucleotides long. Its product is annotated as FabD/lysophospholipase-like protein. NCBI's taxonomy places the organism in Eukaryota, Fungi, Ascomycota, Leotiomycetes, Helotiales, Mollisiaceae. Gene Ontology annotation, biological process: glycerophospholipid catabolic process. The transcript is spliced from 4 exons. The coding region runs from base 1 to 1953 and encodes 650 amino acids. Gene Ontology annotation, cellular component: cytosol. Gene Ontology annotation, molecular function: A2-type glycerophospholipase activity. The record is from RefSeq and is a predicted model, not a curated record.